Molecule: messenger RNA, 1345 nt
Organism: Balaenoptera ricei (Rice's whale)
Lineage: Eukaryota; Metazoa; Chordata; Mammalia; Artiodactyla; Balaenopteridae
Gene: PRKACA
Product: protein kinase cAMP-activated catalytic subunit alpha
Exons: 10
Coding region: 205-1260 (351 amino acids)
Biological process (GO): peptidyl-serine phosphorylation
Cellular component (GO): nucleus; cAMP-dependent protein kinase complex
Molecular function (GO): cAMP-dependent protein kinase activity; protein kinase A regulatory subunit binding; ATP binding
Source: RefSeq, a predicted model, not a curated record
AGCGGACUUGGGCUGAGGUUCCCGGGCGGGCGGGCGCGGAGAGACGCGGGAAGCAGGGGCUGGGCGGGGGUCGCGGCGCCGCAGCCAGCGCAGCCAACCCGAGGGGCCGCCGCCGCCGCCGCCCAGCGCGCUCCGGGGCCGCGGGCCGCCUCCAGCACCCGCCGCGCCGCAGCUCCGGGACCGGCCCCGGCCGCCGCCGCCGCGAUGGGCAACGCCGCCGCGGCCAAGAAGGGCAGCGAGCAGGAGAGCGUGAAAGAGUUCUUAGCCAAAGCCAAAGAAGAUUUUCUUAAAAAAUGGGAAAAUCCUGCUCAGAAUACAGCCCAUUUGGAUCAGUUUGAACGAAUCAAGACCCUCGGCACGGGCUCCUUCGGGCGGGUGAUGCUGGUGAAGCACAAGGAAUCCGGGAACCACUUUGCCAUGAAGAUCCUCGACAAACAGAAGGUGGUAAAGCUGAAACAGAUUGAGCACACCCUAAACGAAAAGCGCAUCCUGCAAGCGGUCAACUUUCCGUUCCUUGUCAAACUCGAGUUCUCCUUCAAGGACAACUCAAAUUUAUACAUGAUCAUGGAGUACGUGCCUGGUGGGGAGAUGUUCUCACACCUGCGGCGGAUCGGGAGGUUCAGUGAGCCCCAUGCCCGCUUCUACGCAGCCCAGAUUGUCCUGACCUUCGAGUACCUGCACUCGCUCGAUCUCAUCUACCGGGACCUGAAGCCGGAGAACCUCCUCAUCGACCAGCAGGGCUACAUUCAGGUGACAGACUUCGGUUUCGCCAAGCGUGUGAAAGGCCGCACCUGGACCUUGUGCGGCACCCCCGAGUACCUGGCCCCCGAGAUCAUCCUGAGUAAAGGCUACAACAAAGCUGUGGACUGGUGGGCCCUGGGCGUUCUCAUCUAUGAGAUGGCCGCUGGCUACCCACCCUUCUUCGCUGACCAGCCCAUCCAGAUCUAUGAGAAGAUUGUCUCUGGGAAGGUGCGGUUCCCGUCCCACUUCAGCUCCGACCUGAAGGAUCUGCUGCGGAACCUCCUGCAGGUGGACCUCACCAAACGCUUUGGGAACCUCAAGAACGGGGUCAAUGAUAUCAAGAACCACAAGUGGUUUGCCACGACUGACUGGAUCGCCAUCUACCAGAGGAAGGUGGAAGCUCCCUUCAUACCAAAGUUUAAAGGCCCUGGGGACACGAGUAACUUUGAUGACUAUGAGGAGGAAGAGAUCCGAGUCUCCAUCAAUGAGAAGUGUGGCAAGGAGUUUUCUGAGUUUUAGGGGUGUGCCUGUGCCCCCAUGGGUUUUCUUUCUUUGUUUCUUUUUUUUUUUUUUUUUUUUGUGGUGGGUGGGAGGGUUGGAUUGA